Saprolegnia diclina VS20 is the source of this 609-nucleotide messenger RNA. RefSeq names its product 40S ribosomal protein S16. The transcript has 2 exons. NCBI's taxonomy places the organism in Eukaryota, Oomycota, Saprolegniomycetes, Saprolegniales, Saprolegniaceae. Gene Ontology annotation, molecular function: structural constituent of ribosome; RNA binding. Gene Ontology annotation, biological process: maturation of SSU-rRNA from tricistronic rRNA transcript (SSU-rRNA, 5.8S rRNA, LSU-rRNA); translation. The coding region runs from base 58 to 498 and encodes 146 amino acids. Gene Ontology annotation, cellular component: ribosome; cytosolic small ribosomal subunit. The record is from RefSeq and is a predicted model, not a curated record.
AGGGAAUCGGCCACGGCUGGCUCAGUGUCAUUCCGGAAAUCACACACCAGUAACAUCAUGGAAGGCGCGAGCAAGAUUGAAUCGGUCCAGGUCUUUGGCCGCAAGAAGAACGCUACGGCGGUCGCCUACUGCAAGCGCGGCCACGGCCUCAUCAAGGUCAACGGCUGCCCCAUCGAGCUCGUCGAGCCGGAGAUCCUCCGCACCAAGACGUACGAGCCCGUGCUCCUCCUCGGCCAGCAGCGCUUCGCCAACGUCGACAUCCGUGUCCGCGUCAAGGGCGGUGGUCACACCUCGCAGAUCUACGCCAUCCGCCAGGCGAUCGCCAAGGCCAUCGUCGCGUACUACCAGAAGUACGUCGAUGAAGCCUCGAAGAAGGAAAUCAAGGACAUCCUCCUCGACUACGACCGCACGCUCCUCGUCGCGGAUCCCCGCCGCUGCGAAGCCAAGAAGUUCGGCGGUCCCAGCGCCCGCGCUCGCUUCCAGAAGUCGUACCGUUAAACGUCUCGCCGACGUGUGUCGUCUUGGCUUGGAGGCAGCGCACCGCGUCUUGGCGCUCUGCUUUGCCUUCUAGUUGGGCGAUCGUGUAACAACAAACUGGUGUGAACCUCA